GGCUCGAUUUUGAACUGGCGCCCGGCCGGUCAUUUCCAUAUCGUCGCGAUGCUCCGCCUGACUGCGCUCGUGCUGCUCGUGCUAACGGCGAUGGCGUCGGCGCUCGACUUCCGCCUCUACGGCCUCAACUACAACAGCCGCCAGGGCGCCGACUGGGACCCGAAGAAGUGCAAGUCCCAGGACCAGAUCGAGACGGACCUGAGCAAGAUCAAGCGCAUCUCGGACCGCGUGCGCAUCUACAGCCUCGCCGACUGCAACCAAGGCCCAAUGGUGCUGGCCGCGGCCAAGAAGCUCGGGCUCAAGACGUGGCUCGGCAUGUGGGUGACCAACGAAGCGACGUUCGAAACCGAGAUGAAGGUGCUCAAGACGAUGGUGUCCAGCAUCGACGCCUCCGUCGAAGGCAUCCACGUCGGCAGCGAGAACCUCUACCGCAAGGACAUCACGCCCGAGCAGGCGAUUUCGUUUGUGACGACGGUCAAGACGUUCUUGACCCAGCAGCAGAUCAAGAUCCCGGUCUCGGUCGCCGACAUUGUCGAUGCGCUUGUGCAGUACCCGGCCGUGCUCGACGCGGUUGACGUGAUCCAAGCCAACUCGUUCCCGUUCUGGGAACCCGCCAACAUUGACACGGCCAUGAUCAACUUCAAGAUCAAGAUGGACAUGCUCAAGAAGGUUGCGAAAGGCAAGGAGAUUCAGAUCAGCGAGACGGGCUGGGCCUCGGGCGGCGUCAACGCCAACGCGUCGACUGCGAGCCCGGACAACCAAGCGACGUACUUGCUUAACUUUUACAACUACGCGACGGAGCACAAGCUCAAGUACUAUUACUUUGCCGCCUUUGACGACGCGUGGAAGGCAGUGCUGCCCAACAUGAAGAACGACGUCGAGGCCUUCUUUGGCCUCUACGACGCGACCGGGUCGCUCAAGCCCAAGAUCGCCGCCUUGGUGCAAACCAACAGCUCGAUUGAUCCGGACAACACGACCAUAACGGUGCUUCCAUUGACCAAGACGCCGAUGCCGGUGAGCCCCGGCGCCAAGCCCGCGCCGUCGUCGGCGGCGACUGCGUCGAUCGCACUGGCCACGACUGUCCUUGCGGCGGCGCUUCUUGCCUAAAUGCAGAUCAGAAGGUAUCGCAUAGUACGUUUCUGCGUAGGCCGCCAUCUUGGGCAUCUAAAAUUACUCGAGAUCUUUUUGAUUGCA
Messenger RNA from Saprolegnia parasitica CBS 223.65, 1194 nucleotides. RefSeq lists its product as hypothetical. The transcript is spliced from 4 exons. NCBI's taxonomy places the organism in Eukaryota, Oomycota, Saprolegniomycetes, Saprolegniales, Saprolegniaceae. Bases 49 to 1107 code for a protein of 352 amino acids. The record is from RefSeq and is a predicted model, not a curated record.